UCUUUAGUGAGGAAACGAGAGCACCCGUUGUGUGAGGAACGCAAUCACAACUCACGGCGUUAACGGAUUUUCUGGAUUAAUUUUUGUACUUUUGGAGAAGUUUACCAGGAAGGACCCUCGGGUUGGAGUUUACUAGAAUCAGCGGGGAAUGAGAGUGGAGCGGACGCCUCGAACAAAGUAACCGAGGAGGAGGUAGAUGGCUGCUGGGGAUGGAGCCCAGCUGCCGGCCACCGUAGCGGCCAGCCGGAGCGUGGAGAAGGCGCUGGAGGAGGCUGCUGCUAGCGGGGCUCUCAACUUAUCCAACCGAAAACUGAAGGAGUUUCCCCGCAGCGCCAAGAACUACGAUCUAUCCGACAUUACCCACGCAGAUCUGUCUAAGAACCGUCUGUGCGAGCUGCCGGAGGAGCUGUGUCAGUUCAUCUCUUUGGAGACGCUCAGUCUGUACCACAAUGGGAUGCGUUCAUUGUCGCCCAGCUUGGGCAACCUGCAGGCGCUCACCUACCUCAACCUCAGUCGAAAUCUUCUGUCCAGUUUACCCCCCUCGGUGUUCCAGCUUCCCCUCCUGAGAGUGCUCAUCGUCAGCAACAACAAGCUGUGUUCACUGCCCGCCUCCAUCUUCUCCCUCACACACCUCCGACAGCUGGAUGUAAGCUGUAAUGAGCUGCAGUGUUUGCCUGCAGAACUCGGACAGCUCGAGUGUCUGAGGGACUUGAACCUGCGGAGGAAUCGGAUCACCACUUUGCCUGAAGAAAUAUCCGAGCUCCCCCUCGUACGGCUUGAUGUCUCCUGUAACCGCAUUUCCCACGUGCCCCUGUGUUACCGCCAUCUGCGGCAUCUUCAGAGCAUCUCUCUGGACAACAACCCCCUCCAGAUGCCCCCUGCACAGAUCUGCUCCAAGGGCAAAUACCACAUCUUCAAGUUCCUCAAUAUGGAGGCGUGCAAGAGGAGCACGGAGGAGCUGGAGAGACACCUGAGGCCCACAGGCUUCAACAGCUGUCUGUCAGACCAGGAGCUGUUCUCAGGUCCGUUUGGCGGUCUGGACUCCGGAUUCAACAGUGUGGACAGCGGCAGCAAACGCUGGUCUGGAAACGAGUCAGCAGACGACUUCUCAGAGCGCUCGCUGCGUCUGGCUGAGGUCAGCAGAGAUCAGAGGAACCUGGAGGAGGAGGACGAGGAGGACGGAUCUCCUCUGGAGGCUAACAAAGUGAACGGCGAGGCCGAGCACGUAGACUUCAUCGACAGCAGCGUGACGGAGGAAGAGGAGGAGGAGACGCCGACGCCUCCUGCUUCUCUCUCAGCUCCUCCUCUGGAGCAGAAGGAGAGCUCUUCAUCAGCCCAAAUGCCGGACUCAUCAGCAUACAGGUCUAGCCUCCAUGUGGAUGUUGGCCCCCCUUCAUCAUCGUCAUCCUCGUCCUCCCCCCUCUCCCCCUCCAGCCCAUCGCUGGAGGAGCGGAGGAGGCCGGGCAGCCUUUCAAUCUGGCAGGAGAGAGAGCGUCUGCAGCAGCAGCAGAAAGAAAAGAGCAGCUCAUUGAAGCCAAUCACCAAAGCAGGAAGUUAUGUGAACACCACAGGAAGUUUAUCAGCUGGUGGCUCUCCAGAGAACAGCAACUCACACACCGGUCUGAGGCAGAGAUGUGCAAGUGCUGAUCAGAUGACCACCCCUCAUCCUUCUUUUCUACAUCGCUCCAGUAGCAGAACAGAUGUCCCAUCCUCCCCAAAGACGUCUCCUCCACCGGGUCAGGCCCAGAAACCAAACAGCUUCCUGUUUCGAACUUCGUCCCGCAGCAAUGUCAAACCUGCAGUGUUUACUCUGGGAGAGUCGGGCAGAUGUGAGUCUCGCACACUGCUGAGAUCACCUAAAGAGGAGAGAUUGGACAUCACACAACUACGCAAGACUCUGGAGUCUCGGCUGAAGAUCACCCUCCAGGAUGAUCUGGGUGAGGCGUUGUCCAACGGCACUAUCCUCUGUCAGCUGGUCAACCACAUCAGACCCCGCUCCGUCUCGAUCAUCCACAUUCCCUCUCCAGCAGUGCCAAAGCUGAGCGCAGCAAAGAGUCGACUCAACGUGGAGAACUUCAUUGCUGCUUGUCGAAAGCUGGGAGUCCCUGAGACGGACGUUUGUGUGUGCUCUGAUGUGCUUCUGUGUAAGCUGCCCGCUGUGUUGCGCUGCGUGGCGGCUCUGCUGGUCGUGGGGGAGGAGAGGGGGGAGACAGCAGAGGAAUGCUCCCCCUGCCACUCCUCACCUUCAUCGUCCUCCUCGUCGUCUUCUUCGCUGCUGUCCACAGAUUUCCUCUUCUUCUACUGUGCCGCCAUGGCUCUGCUCUACGUCCUCUACUGCUACCUGCUCACCUAAAGGACACACAGCUACACAACAACACAACACUACAACGAACAGCACUACGAUACACACUAAUGAACAGAUAUGGAGGCGCUGGGGCUGGGCGAUAUGGACCUAAAACAGAUCUGGGUAUUCGUUUAUCUGAAUGGUGAUAUAUGUCAUAUACAUGGAAGUAAAGAGCUAAUGGUCGCUACUAUACUAGAAUUUAAACUUUGAUAUGAUUCUAGUAAAAUCUAACCAUGCUUGAACCUGUUUGAUACCACAGCAACAAAAAUAAAAGUCCUAGAAACUGAUAAUAGUUAUUAUUAAUAAAUAAAAAUAGAAGAUAAACUCUUACAUAUUAUUUUACACAAUCGUUGGCAACACUUCAUUCAUAGAGGCUGUGAAAAUGUUCUCUACCUUUAACUCCCUGAUCAUUAAAAUAACUCUCCAUUGUUUUAAAGAUUGUUGGAUCAAAUAAAACAGGAACCCUAAAGGUCUCUGGUCAUUUUACCUAAAAGAGAGAAAACAUUGUCUAAGUGCACAAACACAGUGACAGCAUUUGGGAUAGUGAGUGGACAUGGUGUGGAGCGAGGGAAACCCUCACUCUUUGGCAUUUCCAUCCCCUCCUCACCUUUGGCAACUCUAAAAAAGUGAGUGGAACUGGUAAAGAUGGCUGGUUUUCCCCACUUCUUGCCACUUCCAUCAAAUUUACCAAAUUUUGCCCACAUAUUUGUGCGAUUUAGAAAAUGUUCAAGUGUUUGCUGGGAAUCAAAAGUAAAAAAUGUUACCUACCUUUCACAGCUGGAAAGUCAAGGAGCAAUUGGUGACAUAUUUUGCUUUCCAGUUGCACCUUCUUCUUUCAAGAGUUGUGUGCAGAAGUUUGCCUUCAAUUUUGGGAAAUUGGAAACAAUAAAAGUUGCCAAAUUUCUUCCUGUCUGUUAGUGACAUUUGGAAAAGUUGGUGGGACUGGCAAGAACUCAGGAAAACCCUCGCUACUUGCCAGGUCCAACUACUUUUCCAAAUGUUGCCAAUGUGUUUGUGCAAUUAAGACAGUGUUUAGACGUAUGGCUGUGCUUUUGUUAAUUAGAAACAAUAAAUUACCCAGUAAGGGUGACUAGGACUUCUUUUUAUGUUGUUGUGGUAUCAAAUAGGUGUUGAUUCCAUUUGAUUUUUACCAAACUAAAGGCGCCUUAAAUAAAAUAAAUACUUUUCCAUGAAUACUAAGCAUUUUAAAUGGAUCAUCAAUAAGCUUAGUAGUUUACAGGAAGAACCACUAUUGUUUUACUGAACAUUAGUCCUGCAGGACACAUCAACAUUAUCCAUAUUUACAAUAUUGUCUUACCCUUUAUCUGGUUUGAAAAUUUAUCAACACAUCUUAUUUAUUGCCCAGCCCUAAGUCCUGGCCGUCCUCUCAGACGCCGCUCUGUGUCUGUCAACAGCUGUAAAGCGGAUGGAAGCACCUUCUAGAAACAGAAACACUAAAGCACAGAGCAGCUGUUCACUCAGACGGAUUCAAACAAGACCCUGACGGACUAAAACAGAAAAAUGCCUUAGACUAGUUUAGCCUUCACUCUGAAACGCACAGCACGUUUGGAGAAGACUGAGUUUUCUAUACUGGAGGUAGAGCUGCUCUGGACUGGGAGGAAAGAGUCUGAUUGAUUAAGAGGAAAAUGGGCAGUGCAAAAGAGUCAUAAACAAGGAUGAAAAUAUCCUUAAAAAUUAAACAUAAUUUUCCCUUUUUGUCUGGUAAUAACGGUACAAAAUCACUUCUGCUUUCCUGAAACUUUUGCCACUUAAAGAACACAAAGUCCUCUACAAUCACAGGUAAAAAAAAAAAAGAAAAGGCUAGUCUGGUCUCUUUCAGAGCUAAUUAUGAUUGUCAAACAGGCCCUCAUUGUCUGAGUGUGGAGAAGUUUGGCAGCUUUUAACUUCUCAGAAAACACUCAGCGCAACUACAGCUGAAGAAAAUAUAACAGGUGCCUUUGGGGAUGCCUGAUCCUGUAUUUUGUGACUCUGAAAACUAAGUUUUGGCAUUAAAAAAUCUGGAGGUAAAUACUCUGAGGCUCACAUAUGGUUGAAUGAAGUUUAGCUGGGAGGUUUUGUAGGUUUCAGAUUGGGCCGUGGCAUACUGAAGUUUGGAAAGGUUGGUCUGCUGUCACUCUGGGAAAUGAAGGUACAAAGAUACGUUUAACGUUGGUGUUUAGGGAGAAAAGCUCUUCUAUUGGUCAGUGUCUGGAUGCAUGUCGUUGAUAUCGGGUCAGGAUGUCAAACUAGAAAGAAGAUGGGAGAGAAUUUGGGCAAGACAGUCGUGUAGAAUCAGGAUUGAGGAGUCCUGAAGAAUCCACUUAAAAGGCCCUUGUCGUUCCUGACUUUGGUAUUUGUUAAAAGCCUCAAUCCUUGACAGUUCUACCUGGUUUCCAGCUUGCCCUUCGCUUGUUGGCAAUAUUUGAAGAAGUGGUAGGAACCAGCAAGGAGAGAGAUUGCAACAUUUGUUUUAUUUGCCAGUUGCACCUGCAUUUCCAAAAGUUGCCAACAAAGCUGCAGGAGUCUAUUUUCAACUCACUCAUCACAUGUUGGCAACAUUUGCAGAAAUGGCUGAAACAGUGAGGAGCCAUCAAGGGUUUUUCCAAGCUACUCGUCACUUCCAAAAGUUGCUAGUCAAGUUGUGCUGUUUAAAGGAAGUGCAGGCAUUUUGCUACAAUUUUUGAAAACUAAACAAAAAAAGUCACCAUUGUGAGCUUUGCUUUUUGGCAACUUUUGGAGAAGUUGUUGGAUUUGGCAAGGAGAAAGUUGGACAGUGUGCUGUGGUGUACAAGCAAUGAUUAAUAUUCAGUGUUCCCAACCCGCUUCUGUGUGUUGGCAACAUUUGCAGAGGUGGCUUGAACUGUGAGGAAUGAGGGUGUUUCAUAUUUCUAACCAGUUCAACCACAAUUCUGUAAAAGCUGCCAGUGUAUUUGUGCAAUUUCGGCAGUGGACAACUCUGGCUGCUAUUUCGAAACUUAAAAAAGUCUAGCCAAUGCAUGAUGAUGUUCAGGUUUGCAGCAUUUGGAAUUAAAAAUGGCAAGGAGUGAGCUGGCAAUGUUUUUCUUGCCAGUUCUUCCUGCUUUUCCAAAAGUUGCCAACAUAGUUGUGCAAUUUACAGUGUGCAGGAAUCUGAGGCAGUUUUGGUCUUUAAAAACAUUUAACCCUGCCAUUUUGCUCCCCAACAGUUAGCAAUGAAAGGAAAAAGAGCAUGAAAGACAAAGGGUUUCUCUAACUCCUCACCACUUCUACCCACUAUUCUAAAAGUUGCCAACUUGUUUGUACCAAUCAGAUUGUGUGCAGGAGUUUAGCUGCAAUUCUUAUGAUUAAAAAACAGCAACUGUUGCCUCCUUGCAAGUUUUGGCAACCUAUGUGGAACUGGCAAGGAGUGAGUGGGUGGCACUUCUUGUUUUCUCUGGCAGUUAAAUCUGCUUUUUUCAAAGUUGCCAACAUGGUUGCACAAUUAACAAUUUGCAGGAGUCUGCAGGCAUUUUGGAUAAUUAAAAAAAAAAAAAAAAACAUAAGUUAGCAACAUUUGGACAAAGUGUAAAACUGUUGAAGACAGAGUUUUUUCACUCCUAUCCACUUUUACCCACUUUUCCUAAAGUUGCCAACUCAGUUGUAUAAAUCAGGUUGUGUGCAGGAGUUAAGUUGCAAUUUUUAGAAUCAUAAACAGUGACUGUUGCAUCCUUGCUUGUUAGCAACUUUUGGAAAAAUUGGUGGAACUUGCAAUGACAGUUAUUGUUUUCUCUGCCAGUAAAGCCUGCUUUUCUGAAGGUUGUCAAUAUAGCCGUGCAAUUUGAGGAAAAUAAAAACAGUAAGUGUAGUUACUCCGCUCCUCAUCGGUUGAAAAAGUGUGAAACUGGUGGUUUUCUCUGCUCCUUGUCAGUUCCACCCAGUUUAAAAAAAUGUUGCCCAAGUAUUUGAGCAAUUUAGAAAAUGUGCAAGUGUUUGCUGGCAACUUUUGGAAAGUGAGAGAAAGGGCAAGAAGCAUGUUGGCAAAAUUUGUUUUUCCAAAAGCAUUUGGGCAGUUUAGACAGGCUGUGUACAUGCAAGCUCCAGGCAGUGACAAUGUCAAAGCUGCACAUGGCCCCUAAUGGCCCCCCAACACAAGUGAUGUGUGCAAAAAUGCCGGAACAUUACUGUAGUUAUCAAGGAGGGGUCGCAGAGCUCUGCUGCUUCCUUCCUGUUCUGAAUCAAGGACUCUCUACAACAAAAACCGCCCUCCUUAAGGUGUUUUUUACUACACUGACAUUUUUUUUUCAUGGAUGAAUUUUACAAAAUGGGUGAGAAAAGCAGUUAGAAGUGGCCAUCCUUGUUCUUGCCACAAGCUAUUUGCAAAGCAUUCUGUCAUUGCUCAGUUAAUUUCAACAUUUCAGGAGAAAAACCAGCAUAUUGCAUCUUUAAAGUGAAUAUUGUUUGAUGAUAUGUCAAACUGUUGGCUAAAGAAGCAUCCUAGAAGACUUUAAAAUAGUGAGAAUGAUCCUUUAAACCCCUGAUGACUGGGUCUGUGGUUCUUUUGCCCUGCUCAGGAUCUAUUAGUUUAUUUCUGUAUCCAGAGCAGCUCUACAUCCUCCAUCCUUAAACUCUGUUGUGUAUUCUGGGGAGGGACGCUGCAGGAGAACCAUGAACCUGAACUGUGAAUGUGAUUUUUCGCCUUGUUGUUGAGACGAUGUUUGGUGAAAAAGGGUCCUGGAUGUUGUGACAGUGAGAUCAAUGAUACAGUGCCUCCUCUCACUGAACCUUUAUAGACCACUGGCUUUUAUUUUAACGCCUGCUAUGCUAAGUGUGAGCAGCGGGGGGCGAUGUGGCUGCAUCGAUCCUUCUGCAGGCUUCAAACUGAUGGUACAAAAAAACUCCUGCAGGAGGUCCAGUCUGUCUGUGUGAGUCUGUUUUUUUAUGGUGGUCGCUCUGACUGGCUGUUUGUAUAAAUGUAAACAUGUUAUUAAAUUAUUGUUUUUAUUUAUUUUCAAUGAUUUAAAGUUUAGUGGUGAAACAGCAGAGGCUUUACUCUCCUUUAAAUCUCUCACUGUUGAAUUAGAUGAAAUCAAUAUUCAAUUAUUUAGAGUUAAAAUAACAUUGAUCCUUUAAAACUUGCCCCUUUUCUUUGAUUGGCUGAGAAUCAAUUACCUGGAGGCCUAAACACCUUUACCUGAGCGUUUAAAGGCCUCUGCUGUUUCCUGCACUCACAGAAGGUCUGAGAUGAAACGAUCCCCAUCAUCUGACUGAUGGAGGGGGUAAGAGCAAAUACCGCGGUCAUAUUUGAGGAAAUCUGCUGCUAAAGCAUCAAAAUUAUAAAAUAUUCUUUUCCUGUUCUUUCUGAGGCCUCACGAACAUUUAAAAUCGAACUAUGCCCUUAAGAUAGCUGACAGAAGUUUAAAAAAUGAUGCAAAACUUCAUGUUUAGUAUGAUAAAUUUGUCCAUCCAAUUCUUUAAAACAGACUUGAGCUGGAGUGAUUACUUUAGCUCAAACUAAUGAAAUAUUAACUUCUAUGCAUAAAUUUGGUAAGAAAAGUCCACAGCUUUGUUUUAUAGAAAUGCUGAUUUAAUUUCUGAACAGGGUUUUUUUUAUUAGGUCCACUCUAAAAAAUAAAAACAAAAGAGAAUCUAUUAAUUUUGAGGAAAAAAGUUGACAUUUUUUUGACCAUUGCAAGAAACCAAACCCAGAAUGUUGGAGUUGAAAGUUGUACGUUUUGAGUAACAAAACUGAAAACCCUGGUUGGAUCAAAGUCAUUUCUGUUGUCAGGGUGUUUUCUUCUGAAUAGAUCCAGUUUACAGAAAUGUCACAUGUCAUGUUACAGUGGUCCUAAAACACGGUUGUAGUUACAAGUGAGCUGCUUCCAAAAAAAACAAAAAAACAAAAAAAACAAAUAAAUGCUGUGACAUUAAACUAGUGAGUUUCUGUGAGCUGGAGUUAAAAAAAGUACCUGCUUAGCAAAAUAUACGUCCAAAUUUAGUCGAUCAGGUUGUUUAACUUGACUCGAAGCCUUUGAUAAGCUAAAAAACUACUUCAGCAUUCAGCCAGCUAGCUUCUUGUAUCUCACUAAUGUGAGUUAAAGACAUGUUUUUUUAAUUCCCAGUUUAAUAUGAACUGAUUGGAAACAGCUUGUUUCUUGAUUUUGGACUUUUCAUUUCAAAUUAAAAUGCUGGGGGCUAUAAACCACACUGACCAGGAAGGUGCCUGUGGAUUCAAUUUUUCUUCUUCUUGGCGGGGCACAUCUUACUAAUGUAAGAAACAUCCUUAGAAUAAUUUUGAGGUGAAAUACCCCUCCAAGAUGGCGCCCACAUAAAUGUAUCACUACACUUAUCUGUUCUUUUCUAUGCGGUCUAACACGAGCCUCCUUCACUGACAUGAAAUGGUUUACUUUGAAAAAUACUUCUUCAGUUUAUCUGAUAAUUAAAUACAAGAUAAGUUUACAUGAAAACUAGAGUUCUGAAACUUCUGACAGGCUAAAGCUUGAUUAUUUAAUCUCACGUUUACUUCAAAUAUUGACCUUUCUGUGGCCUCAGACUCUAAAACCACCUUGUAUCCAUCACCGUGUACAGCACUCGCCCGUUUUCUGCUGCGGUCCUUGGUCAGAAUGUCCACUGUAAAAAAAAAAAAAAAAAGCCCUCCUUUUUUAUUAGCCUGCUGUUGAUAUUAAAUUUCUACUGUUGGAUUCAGAGGAGUAUUUUAAAAGUGAAACUGGACACUCGUUCACUGGUUUAGACCCACGUUUAUAGUCUUUAACAUGUUAGCUGAACAGACAAGCUCUUUGUAUUUUAUAUUUAUAUGAUACUCUUGUAUUAUUAUUAUUGUUGAGUUUAUAUAAAUCUAUAUGUAAAGGUUUUUUUCCGCCUGCUGUAAAGAAAUUAUUAAAACGUUGAACUUUGAACAUGUUUGUCUGCUUGCCUGCUCAUCUGCUUUUGCUUUAAACAACUGUACAUGUGAUCAGAGUGUCUGCAGCUGCCUGAAAAUACACAAGAAAGACAAAAUUACACCUCCUAUACAAAAGUAUUAACCCCUUUGGAUGUUUUACUCUUAUUAAUUUUCAAUCAUGGUCAAUAUAAUAGGACAAAAAAAAACCUUUGUUAGCGUGAAAACAGAUUUCUAGCAAAAUUAAAUACAGGUUUUGUUGAGGAAAAGUGUUUUUGAGAUAUUUGUUUUCUUAGCAGUAUAAAAUAGAUUAACUGGUUCUUUAAGCAGCCAGUUAAACAACUUAACAAUAGUAUAUUAUCAUUUAUGAUGUCAAAAGUAACUGAUCAUUAAAGAGCAUCAGUAUCAGUAAAAAUCAACAGUCCUCCAUUGUUCUUCAACUGAAUUUUUGGUGAUAAAUUGAGAAAAACACCAGAUUUUUUUAAAUCAACAAAAGAAGAGAAUCAGCAUCUGAAAACAAGGAGGAAGUGGCGUGCAGAUGCCCUGAUCUGAUCCAGCAUGCUCUGUGCUUUAACCUUUAAAGAUGCUGCAGGUUUACCUUCAGUUUACCUUCAUAAAUUCCAGCUGGAGCGUGUGGGAGCAGGUGAGUGUGUUCAGCUGAAGUCGGAGAGAAAAAAGGGAAUCAUUCAGGAGGUUUGGACUCAAACACAAGCACACAUUAAUGACGCUUCAAAUCAUCAGCUUUUCACGGUUUUAUUCAGACUCUAAGGUCCAGUUAAUCAAGCCAUCAGAGUAAUCUGCAGCACACAUGUAGAUUUCAUCAGACCUACCUGGAAAUGUCACUUUCUGUGGAUGGGUGAGCUUCUGUGCAGGCUUUUUAGGGGUCACUGAGGAGGGUCCGCAGGGAGGGUGUGAAAUAAAAAAAGCUGUAAAAUCACUGCAGAGGACAUCAGUCAUGCAGGAAGGAUUGAAAAGCCUCCACAUCUUUUAUGUAAGGAGAAAUAUAGAAAAUAACUAUUUGAGAAGUUCAGCAGCACCGUGAAGCCUGAUCACAACAAAUCAGCUCAGAAAGAUUUAAAAAUACUGUGUUUGACUUCAAGGUCGGCUCAUUUCCUCAGCAGGAAACGGUUCAAAUCAAAGAUCUGUCAAUAGCAUGGCAUCAGGAAUAAUCCUGGAGCUGAAAAUAGGGCUGACACUUUUCAUUUAAUUAGAAUACAUGAAUGAGAAUUUCAGUAUUUUUAAACCUUGGCUCUAGUUUCACAGUUUUAAAGUCCAAAUGCUAAAUUCAGAGCUUUCAAUUCUGUACACCUAAAGGGCAAAAAGAUUGUAGAACAGCAGCAGCAGCAGCAAACACUGACCACUACGCUGAGCUACAGCCCUUUAAACACGUUUACAUCACGACAACCAAAGAGAUAUUAAACUGUAUGUUGUUGUCCAUUGGACCUUUCUCCAGCACAUAAACACUAUUAAAUCAUUAAAACCAUAAAAGGCCCAGUCAGAAAUAAAGAAAAUAUAGAAUAAACUGGCUAAAACAUGGAGAUGGCAACUAGGACUAUCAGCUUCUCUCUGGUGUUCAGUACUGGGAAGGCUCCUUGCCCUCUAAGACAGGGGUUCUCAACCUUUUCAGCCAGUGACUGAGAAUAAGAGUGCCAGAGUCUUGAGACCCCCACAGUACCUGAAGGUGGUUGAACACAGCCAUGCAAAGUUAAGAAUAGUCAUGUUCAAACAAGGCUGCUCAUAAGAGGGGAUAAAUGGGAGAGCUUUCUGGGGCCCAGCAGAAAUGGGAGCCAUGGAGGUCAGCAAAAUAAGCUGUGAUAUCCAUAUUUUACAUUGGAUAAUGACUUUUUUCAAAUAAACAAAUACUACAGCACAAAAGAAUAAAAGAAAGUAAAUAGCCUUUCUUAAAAAUGUAAAUCCUUUUUCUUAAAAACAGAAUUAAAAUGGAUUAAAAUGGCAAAAAGUUGUGGAAAAGGUAGUGAAUUGGGAUUGUGAUUGGGUUAAACUGGCAAAAAUGAGAUAAAAGUGGCAAAAAACUAAAAAAAAGUGCAUAUUAAUGGAGUAAAAGCAGACUAAAAAGUGGCCAAAAUGGGUGGAAAAUUUAAUGAAAUGGGUAGCAAAAUUGACUGGAACUGGCAAAAAUGGCUUCACUGAGGCAGAAAAAUUGGUAGAAAUUGGUUAAACUGGCAAAACAGGCAUAACAAACAAUGCAAUGUGGUUAAAAAGGGGCAAAAAUGGGUGUAAAAAGUGGUUAAAUGUGGCAAUAAUGGGUCAAAAGAUGCAACAAUAGACAGAAAGUGGCAAAAAUUGCUUUAGAAGCA
Messenger RNA from Cheilinus undulatus (humphead wrasse), 11515 nucleotides. RefSeq names its product leucine-rich repeats and calponin homology (CH) domain containing 4 (gene lrch4). Gene Ontology annotation, molecular function: protein binding. The record is from RefSeq and is a predicted model, not a curated record. Bases 197 to 2353 code for a protein of 718 amino acids. Lineage: Eukaryota; Metazoa; Chordata; Actinopteri; Labriformes; Labridae. The transcript has 18 exons.